Messenger RNA from Drosophila biarmipes, 1522 nucleotides. RefSeq lists its product as uncharacterized. Gene Ontology annotation, cellular component: endoplasmic reticulum; membrane. The transcript is spliced from 2 exons. Bases 1 to 1380 code for a protein of 459 amino acids. Gene Ontology annotation, biological process: protein localization to plasma membrane; GPI anchor biosynthetic process. Gene Ontology annotation, molecular function: glucosaminyl-phosphatidylinositol O-acyltransferase activity. NCBI's taxonomy places the organism in Eukaryota, Metazoa, Arthropoda, Insecta, Diptera, Drosophilidae. The record is from RefSeq and is a predicted model, not a curated record.
AUGGAGGCCGAGAUGGGCGACUCUAUAACCCGUGAUCUGAGUGACGAAGUGGAUCUGAAAUCCUGGAGAUCUAUCAAGGAAAGCUUGGACAGUUUCUUGGUGAUUUUGCCCACUGUGCUGGGCUUCAUCCUUUCCCGCCUUUGUGGGCACCUGCCGCUGCUAUCCACGAGGAGAUUCCUGCUGGAGUUCUUUUUGAUUGGUCUACCCACCGUGAUUUUGGUCACCGUGGGCAGCGCCUUUAGUCACAGCUAUUCCCUGGUGGUUUCAUUGGCUGCUGUGGGCUAUAUCUAUAAAAGGAUCCCACCCAAAACGACGAACUUUAAGUAUGAGGUGGGCAAACGACCCAGAGUCUUCACCCUGCUGCGGGCCACGGCCUACAGUGGAACCUGUGCCGCCAUCCUGGCCGUGGAUUUCCCAUCGUUUCCAUUUGAUUACCGAAAAAGCAGGACUUUCGGAGCCUCAUUGAUGGACAUGGGCAUCGGCCUCUUUGUAGUGACCAUGGGACUGGUUUCACAUCGAACGAGGACGACGGCUGAUCUAAAGAAACUAAAGAGAUCAGUUCUUCCUUUACUGGUUUUAGGGUUGGCACGCACCGUUGUUAUCGCAGCCAUCGACUAUCAUCAGGAUGAGACGGAAUAUGGCAAGCACUUGAAUGCCUUCUUUAUCCUGGGCUUCACGAAACUACUGGGUAGCUUUUAUAGUCUGCUGGUGAAGACGGAUGAACAGCUCCUGGGACUUUCAUUGGGGCUGCUUUUCCUUCACGAACUGGUGCUCCAGUUGGGUCUCUCCGAUUUUGUUAUGUCUUCCGCACCCCACGACGGAUUUUUCAGUGCCAAUCGGGAGGGUUUGAGUUCCCUACAUGGCUGCGUGGCUCUCUAUCUGCUCAGCAUUUACUUUGCCAAGUGGUAUACCUCGCAGGAUCACCUUAGUUAUCAAGGUUUAAUCAUCAAGCUGAGAAAAAUACUCUUUGUGGCCGUCCUCUGCUGGCUGUUGACUUUCACAAGUGCCCAUUUAACAGGCAUUGCACGUGUGACUUUUAGUUUUGGCUAUGUGAUUUGGAUUUUCGCAGUGUGCCUCAGCCUCAUUGUGAUUUUUGCUUAUUUCUUUGAACUUCAACUUGUUAGGGCAGACUUUAGUAAUAGGAAAUCUUCUGGAGAUGAUAAGGAUAAGAGCCUACCCCUGCCCACCUUUGUGGAGAGCCUCAACACGAAUGGUCUGACCCACUUUAUGCUCUCCAACUUCCUCACGGGCAUGGUCAACAUGUCUCUGGACCCGGGUCAUCGAAACGAUUUCGAGUCCGUUUCCAUACUAUCCGUCUACAUGUUUGUUUGUUCGGGAGCGGUGUUUAUUAUGCUGAAAAAGGGUGUACGACUAGCUUAGGCCACAGAUCCUACGAAAAAAAUUGUGUGAUAAAUGUUUGCUAUAUAAAAAACCUCAUCGAAACUAAUCUGGGUAAAAGUUUAUAUUUUAAAUUGACCACACAAUUAAAAAAGUAUGCAAUAGCGCAUACAAUAUGUGCAAA